UAUUUUUGGUUAUGCCGUGAUACUUAAAUAAUUGGCUUUUUAGUCUUUGCAGAAUGGAACCAGUUCUGGAUCCAGAAACGAUUUUUAGACCAUCCUAUAUUGCCAGUGUUGAGCUACCUUUGAGAACUGGGCCAGUAAAUGUUGAAGAUAUCAAAACAAACCUCUCUGAUGAAUUUUCCUUGGCUGCUUCAAGCUUGGAUAUGAGUCAGCCGAACAGCUUUGUGUGCAAGGAACAUGUACAAGUUUGCCUUCGAAUUAGGCCUUUCACAUCAUCAGAAAAAGAACAGGAAUUUCAGGAAUGUGUUUCUAUUGAAGACUCAACUAGUGUUAUAUUGAAAGCUCCAAAGAACUCCAUGGCCUGUCGACUCAGUGAAAAAAACAUGGGGCAGAUGAUGCAGAAAUUCAUGUUUUCACAUGUGUUUGGACCUGAAACAACCCAGGAAGAGUUCUUUGAGGGCACAAUGAAACAACCAGUACAAGACUUCUUGGAAGGACACAGUCAUCUUAUUUUCACUUAUGGUGUAACAAAUGCUGGAAAAACUUACACAUUCCAAGGGACGGAAGAUGAUGUUGGUAUCCUGCCAAGAACUAUGGAUAUGCUGUUUAAAAGAGUUCAUGGUAAAAUGUAUCCAGAAAUGGAUCUCAAGCCGCAUAGAUGUAGAGAAUAUAUAAAGCUGACUAAAGAACAAAUGAAAGAAGAAAUUGCUUUUAAAAAUUCAAUUCUUCGUCUAACAAAAGAGGCAGAUUUUCAGAACAGCAAUUGCAGCAAGACUUCAGACGAAUCUGAAGACUUGGAAGAAGUCACAAAAGAAUCUGAACAAUCUAUCACAACUGAAGGAAGCCACAUGAAAUUCUCUCUUUGGGUUUCCUUUUGUGAAAUUUACAAUGAGUGCAUUUAUGACUUGCUGUUCCCAAUAACAAAUGACAAGAAAAGAAAGUUGUUGCGUCUUGCUCAAGAUAUCAAAGGCUGCUCGUAUGUGAGAGAUCUGCAGUGGGUCCAGAUUUCUAAUGCAAAAGAAGCUUUUAGACUUCUGAAGUUAGGAUUGAAACACCAGAGCAUUGCUUGCACAAAACUGAAUACUUGUUCCAGCAGAAGUCACAGCAUAUUCACUGUUAAAAUAUUAAGGAUUGAAGAUUCUAAAAUACCUCUUGUAACACAAGUCAGUGAAUUAGUACUCUGUGAUCUUGCUGGCUCAGAAAGAUGCACCAAAACACGCAAUGAGGGUGAUCGAUUGAAAGAGAGUGGAAACAUUAACACUUCUCUGCUGAUUCUAGGAAAAUGCAUUAAUGCACUCAAGAACAGUCAACAAUCAAA
Messenger RNA from Alligator sinensis (Chinese alligator), 1315 nucleotides. RefSeq names its product kinesin-like protein KIF20B. NCBI's taxonomy places the organism in Eukaryota, Metazoa, Chordata, Crocodylia, Alligatoridae. Gene Ontology annotation, cellular component: nucleus; spindle microtubule. The record is from RefSeq and is a predicted model, not a curated record. Gene Ontology annotation, biological process: microtubule-based movement; mitotic spindle assembly. The transcript has 10 exons. The annotation marks the transcript as partial. Gene Ontology annotation, molecular function: ATP binding; plus-end-directed microtubule motor activity; microtubule binding.